Molecule: messenger RNA, 614 nt
Organism: Pelobates fuscus (common spadefoot toad)
Lineage: Eukaryota; Metazoa; Chordata; Amphibia; Anura; Pelobatidae
Gene: TXNDC17
Product: thioredoxin domain containing 17
Exons: 4
Coding region: 131-502 (123 amino acids)
Cellular component (GO): cytosol
Molecular function (GO): protein-disulfide reductase [NAD(P)H] activity
Source: RefSeq, a predicted model, not a curated record
AGAGCUCAGCCAGGAAGUGAAUUGUGAGCACAGUCCAUGUGAUUUAGCUGUGUUACUGCCAGCUGUAGCUUUCCCAGUGCUCUCUGUAAGGACCUCAGUCUGAGUGCACUCACUCCUUAUAGCUCUAGACAUGUCUGCUUGUAAAGAAGUGAAGGUAGAAGGAUACCAGGCUUACUGCCAGGAGGUGGAGAAACACAAGGGAAAGCCAGUGUUUGCUUAUUUUUCUGGAAGUAAGAAUGCAGAUGGGGUGAGCUGGUGUCCAGACUGCGUGAAAGCCGAGCCAGUAGUACGUGGAGAACUCAAGAAUCUUCCUGAUGACGCAGUAUUUUUAUACUGCCAAGUUGGAGAGAGACCUUAUUGGAAAGACCCGAACAAUGAGUUUAAGCAAGUUCUAAAACUGACUGGUGUGCCAACCCUCCUCAAGUGUGGAACGACCCAGAAGUUAGUGGAAGAGCAGUGCCUUAAGGCUGAUCUAGUGCAAAUGAUGUUCACAGAGGACUAAAAUAAGAGCCGGUUUUGUAAACCUUCUCCAUUAUUAAUAUAUAGGAGAAACGGUUAAUGGCCUCCGCUGUGAUACAAAAAAAUAAAGCAGAAAUCGUUUAACCCUUUAAGGA